Messenger RNA from Bufo bufo (common toad), 1491 nucleotides. Its product is annotated as nephrocan-like. The coding region runs from base 1 to 1491 and encodes 496 amino acids. The record is from RefSeq and is a predicted model, not a curated record. NCBI's taxonomy places the organism in Eukaryota, Metazoa, Chordata, Amphibia, Anura, Bufonidae. Gene Ontology annotation, molecular function: protein binding. The transcript is spliced from 3 exons.
AUGGCCUCCUGCCCUCGACGCUGCAGCUGUGACUCCCCCAGGACCAUCCAAUGUUACAGAGUGUCGGCCAUCCCAAGUAAUGUUCCUGCUACCAUUGGGAAGCUAUACAUCAGUCACAGCAAGAUCAGGCGCGUACAGUUUUUAGACUUCGGUGAGAUGACGAGCUUGCAGGAACUGGUGUUAUUUUCCUGUGGAAUAGAGACCAUUGAAAACAAUACGUUCAAAGCACUAAAUAACUUGAAGAUGUUGGAAGUAUGGAACAAUAAACUCACCAGUAUUCCCCAAUCACUUCCAUCAAAGCUGGAAGUCCUAAAAUUGGGUGAUAAUUCAAUUUGUUCAUUAAAUCUCCAAGACUUUGACGGUUUAACCAAACUCCGAAUUCUUGAAGUCCAGAACAACCUCCUCAGUACAUUAUCAUUUGAGGUCUUUUCUCCACUUAGUAACUUACAGACCCUUAUUCUGGAUGGUAAUGGUAUGCACACCAUAUCUGGAGUGUCUAGGCUUCUCAAUCUCAAAUACCUCAAUAUGGAGAACAACAAACUGAUGUUCUUCUAUGAAAACUUCUUCACACAUUUUCCAAGCUUACAAUAUCUCAGGGUAGCUGGAAACCAACUUAUUAGAGUUCCACCACAACUACCUAAAUCCCUACUGUCUUUGAGGUUAGAGAGAAAUUAUUUAAAAAGUGUCCGUGUCAGAGAGUUGAAGCAACUGGAAAAUCUUUUUGAUCUGAAUCUUUCUGGAAAUCAGUUGUUUUCAGUGGAUGGGCUACAGGUAGUUACCAAUCUGACAUCUUUAGAUCUGUCCAAGAACCAACUCUCAACUCUCCCUCAUAAACUACCAACUAAGUUACAGAGACUUGACUACAGCAAUAAUCAGAUUUCAAGAAUAACUGUGCAAGAUAUGAAAGGCUUGGCCAGCCUCAAACACCUCUUCCUGGAUAAUAACGGCAUGAUUGUAUUUGAAGACAAAGCACUUCAGGGAUGUGGUCACUUGUCCAACCUAGCUAUGGAGCAAAAUCUGCUAACAUCUAUCCCUCUGGGGCUUCCAGCUACUCUUACAAGGUUGGACCUCAAAGGAAACAAGAUAGAUCAUGUUGGAGUCCAUGAUGUUAAAGAAUUAAAGCAUCUUCAGGUUCUCAACCUUCGAAACAAUAAACUGACUUCCAUAGAUGAUAACGUUCUCGAAUCCCUGCCUCGCUUGAGACACCUCCACUUAGAUGGGAACCCCUGGAACUGCACCUGCAGUCUUCUUAAGGUCCGAAUAUUGCUACUGGAUAAAGGAACUGACAUAAAGGAAGGACAGUGUGCCGAGCCACCAUACUGCCGUGGGGAGAGGUGGAUGUCCUCUAAUACCAUGCUACGACAGUGUGAAACCUACUAUACUUUUGACAAAGGCAAAGAAAGUAAGAAAAAACUGAAGGUUUCUGAGGCAUCAAAUGGGAAACCUCACAUAGAUGAGGAUGAGGAUUAUGAUUAUGAUUCAGAAUACUGA